Cladophialophora carrionii CBS 160.54 is the source of this 1206-nucleotide messenger RNA. RefSeq lists its product as uncharacterized. Gene Ontology annotation, molecular function: protein binding. The transcript is spliced from 2 exons. The coding region runs from base 1 to 1206 and encodes 401 amino acids. The record is from RefSeq and is a predicted model, not a curated record. Lineage: Eukaryota; Fungi; Ascomycota; Eurotiomycetes; Chaetothyriales; Herpotrichiellaceae.
AUGGGCUUCGCCGCGCUGCUUACCUGCGGUCACGCCGUCCCGACGCAGCGCCACGGGACCUCAUUCAAACAUCACAAGGCUGCCCAGGCGAUAUACCUCCUUACCAACGACGCGAGCAACGCUGUUGCGGCGGUACCCAUUGGCGCAGACGGGAUGCUGUCUGUGGGAAGUCUCACGCCUACUGGAGAUAAGGGAGGAAACUCCAUCAACGCCGCCAGUGGCGAGCCCGCCGCUCCUGACGCUCUGUUUUCACAGUCGAGCCUGACGGUCGCUGGAAACUACAUCUUUGCCGUCAACGCCGGCAGCAACACAUUGUCAAUGUUGUCCAUCAACCCUAGACGUCCAACAGAGCUCACCAUGAUCGGUCAGCCUGUCGGCCUCCCGGGUGACUUCCCCGUCACUGUUGCCGCUUCGGCGAAGCACGGGCUGGUCUGCGUUGGCAGCACUGGAACUGCAAAUGGCGUUUCCUGCUCCUCUUUCUCCCACAAGGGGCUCGGGGCAAUGGACGUGUUGCGUUCCUUUGAUCUCAACCAGACGAAUCCCCCAAGCGGGCCACCGAACACGGUCUCGCAAGUGUUUUUCUCUGAGGAUGAAUCUCGUCUCUUUGCGACCGUCAAGGGAGACCCUGGCGUAGAGAAACCGGGCUUUUUCUCAGUGUUUGCUGUCGAGGAAGGUCGAAAGUGGCACGGCACUUCCAAGCUGUCGACGGAAGAGACUCGCAGCUCGCCAGAAGGGAUGCUCGUGUUGUUCGGCUCACAGGAUAUCCCUGGCACAUCGAACGUGAUUGUCACGGACGCAUCGUUCGGAGCAGCUGUGGUGGCCGUCGACCCUUUCACAAACACGGCCUCAACUGUGGCGAGACAAGAAGUUGUCGGCCAGGCCGCCACUUGCUGGGUGACCAUAUCAUCUGCGACGGACACUGCUUUCGUCGCCGAUGUCGGUGUCAAUCGGCUUGUUGAGAUGAGCUUGACGGAUGCCAGUAUCGUGUCUACUCUCGACCUGUCCAGUAACGGAGACCCCGGGCUUGUUGAUCUGACGGCGGCCCGGAACUUCAUCUAUGCUCUGUCACCAGGAAAUGGGACGACAACGGCGGCAGUCACGGUCGUGGAUGUGUCUGGUGGACCAGGAUCGGCGAAACAAGUCCAACAUUUCGACUUGAGUGGCAUGGGUGUGGGUAAGAAUGCCCAAGGCAUGGUUGUUUUUUGA